Kazachstania africana CBS 2517 is the source of this 267-nucleotide messenger RNA. RefSeq names its product Cox19p (gene COX19). The record is from RefSeq and is a predicted model, not a curated record. Gene Ontology annotation, biological process: mitochondrial respiratory chain complex IV assembly. NCBI's taxonomy places the organism in Eukaryota, Fungi, Ascomycota, Saccharomycetes, Saccharomycetales, Saccharomycetaceae. The transcript has a single exon. Bases 1 to 267 code for a protein of 88 amino acids. Gene Ontology annotation, cellular component: mitochondrial intermembrane space.
AUGUCAGGAAAUCCGGGAAGUACAUUGAGGGCAUUGAGUCCGACACCACCUGAAAGAGGCUCAUUUCCCUUGGACCAUGACCAUGAAUGUUCGAAGCAGAUGCAGGAGUAUCUAAAUUGUAUUAAGCUAACAAGGGGAGAAAAUGCGCCUAAUUGUAGGUUACUAGCGAAGGAAUACCUAAGAUGCCGUAUGAAGAAUCAGCUUAUGGGUAAAGAUGAAUGGAAGAACCUUGGUUUGCCUAACGAUGCAGAGAAAACUGAAAAGUGA